AUGGAAAGAGUAAUUCCUCAAAAGUACCAGACCGAAAAUUUUGACCCUUAUUUAGAAGCACUAGAUAUUCUCACUCCCCCCUCCGUCAGCGAACAAAAAAAUCUUUUUCGCUCACGGAGGGGGUUAAUGUUUUUUUAAAAAUAUUGUUAUAAAUUUUAUAGACAAUUGUUUUUAAAAAUCCCACUUCGCAAAAUUGGAAAUCAAACAUUAAUUUGAUUUGUAAAAUUUAUGUUUUAAAAAGCAAUUUGUUUAAAGUUAAACAGAAUUAGCUAGAGAUUUCAUUAUACUAAUUACCACUUAUAUAUCAAAAAUUUUUUUUCACGGAGGGUGGGUUUUUGGGCAAAAAAUAGCGAUUUUUCUAAUGGUUUUGUUCACUCACGGAGGGAGGAGUCAGUGAUUUUUCGCAAUCCCAAAGCAAGUUUGAAGCUUUACAACAUAUAGGAGUAGGAUUAGAUAGAAUUGCAUCACAAAAUAUUGAGCAAAAUCAUGAUGAAAUUUCUACUUACUUGACAAACCUUAAAGAAGCAGAAGAAAUCAUUAUUGAUUAUUUAGCUUAUAUAAAAGAACUUAGAGAUGAGCUUAAGCAAUGCAAAGAAACACUCCAAGGCAAGCAAGUCGAUAUGAACGCUAUUUGGCUUAAAAGUAUUUACUACAAAAAAAUCACAAAUGGCCUCGAAGAGCUCUCAGACAUUCUAUCAAAUUUAAACUCUGUAAAUUCACUACUCAAAGAAAAGUUAUUUGCAAAAGCAGCGGCAUUAAUCCAAGAAAACACUUCAAAAAUUGAUGGAAAAGAAUAUGGGUACUUACCUGUCUGUCAAAGAAUAAAAGAAGCCUUUCAAAAUAAAAUCAAAGAUUUGACAGAUAACAUUAUAGCAGAGCUGAGGUCUUUGUUAUUUAUGAAGCAAGGGUCAUUCGAGCUUGAAAUCAAAAGAUAUGCGGUGGUAAGGACUUUAAGGAUUGAUUUCUUGCUCGCAGAGCAAGAAGAAAAAGAUUUAUGAGAAACAACUAACCCUAUUCCAGGGCUUCUUGAAUCCCUUUCUUCAGUAAACCAAUUAAAUCUAAUAGAAACUUUGUCAAUCAGAGAUAUCCAGCCUGAUCUGCAGCAUUUAUUUAAAGUAUGUUUUUCUCAGUUCCCAUCAUAUAUCCCAGAAGAUGAAUCUGAAAUCAAAAGCAACUUUUUGAUAUCUUUGUUACCAAAUGAGCAGGCCAGAGAGCAAGCCCUUAAAAUUAUUAAUGGAAUUAUUGCUGCAGCAGCUAUUGUCAUGAGAAACCAUUUUGCUUUAAAAAAGUGGCUGAAGCAAUAUAAUGCUGAUUUUUCUGUAAUCAGUGUAUGGGAAAAAAUAGAAAAAGAAAUAAAAGAUAUAUUCAGAGCUCUCAUCAAGCUUCCAAACCGUUUAGGGGAUGCUGCAAAUAUUGUAGAAAUGCUAGGAGAAAACGAGGAAAAAGAAUCUACGUACUCUUCAUUGCUUUCUUCAAUUAUCAAGCUCAAUACUUAUCAUUACCCUUAUCUUUAUAAACCAAUUAGUUUAUAUAUAAGACAAUUUACAGUAAAUGUAUUUGGGACUGACAUGAUAAAAGACGAAGGCUUAAACGAUGAAACCUUUUUCCAAUUUCUUGAUAUUUUAAAACAAGACAUUUAUGCACAAUUCUCUGCUUGUGUGACCUCAUCAGAAGCAUUUAGGUUCAAUAAAACGAAUUCUGCUGAUUUUAAUUCAUUUUUAGUGCUGAAUUCCAAUUUGAAAAUAAUUCUGGAAUUUAAAAAUUGCUUUUUAAGCUCGCAACAUUUAAGCUUUUUGGAAGUCAUUGCAAUUCAGUUUACUUUGCUGUUUAAAGAGUAAAUUAUAUUUAGACUUGGCUCAUUAUUUGAAAACCAAACUAAAGGCUCAGCUUAUUAUUCGUUAUUCAUAGAAGACUCAGACCUAUUUCAAGAAUUAAGGUCAGAUCCAGCUUUUUUUAAUGCAAGAUUAGAUAUCCCAGCUUAUGCAAAUGAAGCUUUUAUAAAUAUUAUUGGGAGGUCAGGCAGUCCUCCUGCAGGCCAAAUUUCUGAAAAAGAAGGUCAUUUUAUAAGAUUUGAAACCAUGGUAGACCAUCCUUUUAUUGGCGAAAGCGCGAAAUUAAGCUUCUUUGCUGCAUUAGCAAUCAAUAUAAAGACCACUUAUGAUAAUUUACUUGUAUGUUUGUCAAGCUUAUUGGAGCAUAUUUUUGAAAUAAACACUGAUGAAAAUAUGACCCCGCGGAGAAGCUCAAUCAGAUCUGAUAUUUCACUACAAGACUCCUCAGAAAAGAAAAAAGGAAAAUUCUCAACUUUUACAUCAAAAUUAAGAGAUGGACUUGGAAUUAAAAAAAAGAAAAAAGAAAAAGGCCCAACAACUGAAGCAGUUUUUAGGAUUGCAGAGCUAGAUAAAACUAUGGAAGACACCAAGCUGAAAUUGCGACAUCAAUUGUUGAAACUUCAUGAGCAGCAUGACAUGUCACUUUUUAUUUUGAGAGGGGAAAUUAAAAUGAGGAUCUUUUAUUUUUUAUUCCAUUUGAAAGAUGCAAAUUAUUGGAGAGAUGAAGAAAUACCUGAUGCGGAAUGGUUUAUUGGGCAGCUAAGCAGAGAAUUGCUAUUAGUGCACUUAGCUGUUAGACCUAUUUUAAAUGCGCAGCAGCUGAAAUUCAUUUGGGAAAAUGUUUUUAACAUAUUAGCAGAAAUGUUAAUUUUUGGAUUAAGCAAAAUUAAAGAUCAGCAGCUAUCAAAGCAGGGGUUAGCGAUUUACAUAAAAAAUAUUAAAGUUCUGCAAAGCGAGCUGAAUCAAAUAGAAAUCGUAAUUAUAACUUAGCCUGGAGUUUCUACAACAGAGCAGCUAACCAAAGUCAGCCAGUUUUUAGAGCUGCUUCAAUUAAAUGAAAAAACUCUUGUUCGAGUUAUCAGAGAAAAUCCAUAUCAAUUCACAACAGACCAAUGGAAACUUCAAAUGUCACUAAAAGUGCCUCUAAGACCUUAUGGAGUCCUCCCACAAACUCAAAGGACUUUAAAUGAAAUUUUGUCAGCAAAAAAAUAA
Molecule: messenger RNA, 3044 nt
Organism: Blepharisma stoltei
Lineage: Eukaryota; Ciliophora; Heterotrichea; Heterotrichida; Blepharismidae
Source: the annotation of a GenBank genome assembly